Molecule: messenger RNA, 1359 nt
Organism: Prorocentrum cordatum
Lineage: Eukaryota; Dinophyceae; Prorocentrales; Prorocentraceae
Source: the annotation of a GenBank genome assembly
AUGGGGAAGACGCACGAGGUGAUCGGCCACUUCGCGCCGCUCUUCCGCGAGGCCAAGGAGCUGCACCCCGCCCUGGUCCCGAAGAUUGCGCAGGCGAUCUGCAGCAUCGGCGAAGUGGACCUCCUGGGGCAGUUUUCGGGCUCAGAGAGCGAGCUCGAAAAGUACGGCCUUCCGCCGAAGCACAUCUCUGCCCUUGCUGGGAGCCCGUUCCUGGCUGGCUUCCGGAAGGCCCGGUUCGAGGCGCAAUUCGCCCUGGCGAAGACAGCCAGCUCGUGGCGCGGCGCGGCGCCGGGCCCGGCUGCGGAGCAGCCCGGCGGCGAGCAGCCAGGCGGCGAGCAGCCGGGCGGCGGCGAGCAGCCAGGCGGCGAGCAGCCAGGCGGCGAGCGGCCCGGCGGCGAGCAGCCAGGCGGCGAGCAGCCAGGCGGCGAGCAACCAGGCGGCGAGCAGCCAGGCGGCGAGAGCGACGGCUCGGCCGCUUUGCAGGCGGGCAACGCGGACAGCAGGGCCAGGCUGGAGCUGAUCACUUCGCUGCUCGGCAACGCGCAGGCGGACGAGCAGCAGAAGAAGGAGCUGGAGUUCGCGAAGGCCAUGAUGGCGAAUUCGCCCGGGCCCAGGCUGGCGCAUCUCAUGAAAAUGGCCCUGGGCGAGUUCAGUUUGCUCGAGGCGUGGUUCCCCGGGGACCCGGACCAGGUGGUUGGGCUGCUGCUCAAAGGCGUUCGGUACAAGGAUUGCGCAAUCCAGAACGUGGUCAACGCCAUCCAGCACGUGGUCAAGGGCGGCGCGCAGGAAUCGUUGGUGAAUCCCGUGGUUCGUGGCUUGGGGGCUCUGUGCGCCCGCCUGAACGAGCUCCAAGCGAAGGGGCCCAAGGACAUGGUGGAGCCAGGGAUGGGGCCCCUGGACAACCGCGAGGGCCGGGAUCGAUCCCAGGAGCAGCGCUCGAAGUUCAUGGCAAGCAUCUUCGCGGAGGUGGCCUCCCUCCGGCUCGGCGCUGUUGGCUUCGCCAGCAAUGCGCGGGAUUACACGGGCAUCCCGUCGAAGAUGUUGCAGGAGGUGCACGCCAUGGCGAGCUCCGCGGUGCCGCUCGUCACGCCUGACAUGCCGGCCCACGCGCUCAUGUGGUGUCACCGCCGGGUGGUCGAGGAGCUGGAGGCCAAGAAAAAGUCGCAGCAGGAGCUGGCCAACGAGACGGCGGGCGAGCCGAAGCAGGGGGUGACCGAGGCGGCGAAGCCAGACGGGGCGCCGGCGACGGGCGGCCCGGGCGUUGAUCGGCGCGUGCGCCCCAGUCGGGCGCGACCGGGGGCGGGGCCCCGAAGAAACACCAGACGGAGCCGGAGGUCAUCGCUGUGGGCGACAUCGUGA